UUCAUUUAAAACUUAUUGAUAAGAACGCCAUUUGUAAACGAUAUCGAAUGAAUUAAAUUCAAAGUUUACAAACGGCGCCAGGAAUGACCGUUAUUUGUAAUGCUAUGUGAAUUAGAUAUACCAUUUUAAUUUAUCAUUUUUUUUAAUUUAUUUCAUAAGUAAUUGUUUUUCAAUAUUUAUUUAUCAUAAGGCAGAAUAACAUAAAUGUGAUACGAUAAUAAUUCAUUAAAUUUUUUCACAUUGUUUUAACAUAUCGAUUAUUUGAAAACGAUAUUUAUUUGAAAAUGACAACCUCACUGGAAGAUAUUUUAGAAAAACAGUGUGAAAAAUUACAAGAUCUUAAAACUGCGACAAUAUUUAUUAAAAGUAAAAAUGCAAUUAAAGAAGAAUUCCUUAAAAUGCGCAUAGUACUUUCACAAAUGUGUAAUGGUAUUGAACAGAUAAGGAAAAAAUUAGUUGAUAUGAGAAAACAAAAUAAUCAAUGUAGAGAAUUAUUGUCAUUCAUUGAAACUUUGGAUAAAAGAAUCAUUCAUAUGGAAAAAAAUAUUCCACAUGAAUUAAUUCGUGACUAUAAUGAAAUUGAAAAUUCUUUAUCAAUGAAAAGUAUAUGCAAGAAAGAGCUUAUACAAAAAUCACCUAUAAUAAUAAGAAAUAAGAAUGUAGAAAAAGAAAAGACUCCAAUAAAAGAUUGUAAAAAAAUAUUAUUUAACGAACUUGAAGUUUGUCCUACGAUAUCUUUGAUAAGUGAAGAUGAGUUCAAUAAAGUUCCAAAAUAUAUUAUUGGAAGACAAUCUUUAGAAACUGUAAAUGAUUUCAUAAAUACUAUUAAUCACAUUUUAAAAACAAAAUAUACAUUUUUAUCAUUGGGAAAAGCUCAUGCAAGAAAGCAAGGAGAUUUAAAUCUUUAUUUGCACUAUAAAAAACAAGAAUUAGAUUUAUGUAAUGAUUCUGAAUACAUAUAUUUCUUUACUGGUGAAGAUUAUGAAAAACAAAUGAAGUCUAAAUUAAAUAAAAUAAAAUUAAAUCUAAUAACAGUUUUACGACAUUGCAAAAGAUUAAGAGAACAUAGGAUAAAAAACGACUUGCGAUAUGUAAUAUUAACAAAAAAAUAAUUGCUUAAGUUUUAAAUUAAGUAAUAAAAUAAAAAGAUUGCAUAAUAAAUUGUUUCAUUGUACAAAGAAGUUAAACAUAUAAUUUUAUAUAUUUUUUUUAUAAGUUUUAUAAUAAUUUAAAUGAUACAUAUUUUUAUGUGUAAUCAAUACUAUUGUAAAAUAUAUUUCUAUUAUUCCAU
Apis florea (little honeybee) is the source of this 1291-nucleotide messenger RNA. RefSeq names its product SKA complex subunit 1. The record is from RefSeq and is a predicted model, not a curated record. Lineage: Eukaryota; Metazoa; Arthropoda; Insecta; Hymenoptera; Apidae. Gene Ontology annotation, cellular component: outer kinetochore; spindle microtubule; mitotic spindle. Gene Ontology annotation, molecular function: microtubule binding. Gene Ontology annotation, biological process: mitotic cell cycle; regulation of microtubule polymerization or depolymerization; chromosome segregation.